UUCAAAUUAUUAUUCAUUAUUAGAGUUUACUAGUUUAUUAAUUUUAUUAAUACCUGUCGUAUUUUAUGUACUUUAUUAAUAACUAUAACCAAUAACUAUUACAUAUCUAGAUUAUAUUUAUUUAUUACUGAAUAUUUAACCAUAAGUAAAUUUCCUUUCAUAAAAUUGUAUACAAAUAAAUAACUCAAUUUAUUCAUUAAUUAUGGUCGCCGCUUCAGAAGAAUCCAUCAACCGUAUAGGAACAGUAUUAGCUAACACAAAGUUACCAAUGAAAGAACGAUUCAGAGCGCUAUUUACACUUAAAAACUUGGGUGGAAAUAUAGCCAUUGAUAAUAUAGCUAAGUGUUUCAAUGAUGAUUCAUGUUUGCUAAAGCAUGAGUUGGCGUACUGCUUAGGACAAAUGAGAGACGAAUAUGCUAUUCCUUACUUAAUCGAAGUACUGAAAAAUGACAAACAAGAGCCUAUGGUUCGACAUGAAGCAGCUGAAGCACUGGGAGCAAUUGGUAAAGAAAAUGUUAUACCAAUUUUGGAAGAAUAUAAAAAUGAUCCUGUGGUAGAACUAGCUGAAACCUGUCAAUUGGCUUUAGGACGACUUUUACUACCUAAAAAUGAAGCAAACAUUGAAAAUAUUUAUGGAUCUGUAGAUCCAGCUCCUCCUUCUGAAAUAAAAAGUGUAGAAGAACUCGAAAAAAUACUUACUAAUGAAAAUGAAAGCCUUUUUAAUAGGUAUAAAGCAAUGUUUUCACUACGAGACAUUGCAUCAUCUGAAAGUAUCACUAUUCUUUCUAAAGCGUUAUCUUGUGGAAGUGCAUUGUUUAAACAUGAAAUAGCUUUUGUUUUGGGACAAUUACAAUCACCACUUAGUGUACCAUAUCUAAAAGAAUCAUUAAUAGAUGAAAAUCAAAAUGAUAUGGUCCGACAUGAAUGUGCAGAAGCAUUAGGUGCAAUUGCUACAGAUGACUGCUAUGAUAUAUUAAAACAGUAUUUAAAUGACCAGAAGGUAGUCGUCAAGGAAAGUUGUGAAGUUGCAUUGGAUAUGUGUGAAUAUGAAAACUGCCCCGAUUUUCAAUAUGCAGAUACUCUUGAAAAAGUUACUUUAUAAAAACAAAAUUCAAGGAAACCAGAAAAAUAGAAGAAAAAAAGUUCUGGAUUUCACACUAUUAAAAUCAUCAAAAAUCAACAAAAUAUCCUCUUGACAUUGUAUUCAUUCCUUAUAUAGUAAAUGUAUAAAUUAUACCCCAACACAUCUGUGAACGUGGAACAUUCUUUUAGUCAAUAGAAAAGUAUUCUCCAACUAAGCCAAUUUUUAUUUGAAAAGCUUUAACAAUAUUUUGUUUCUCAAUGCUUUGUUCGGGAAUAAUAAUCAUAGAUUUAUGUACCUACCUACAUCA
Molecule: messenger RNA, 1391 nt
Organism: Rhopalosiphum maidis (corn leaf aphid)
Lineage: Eukaryota; Metazoa; Arthropoda; Insecta; Hemiptera; Aphididae
Gene: nero
Product: deoxyhypusine hydroxylase
Exons: 4
Coding region: 203-1102 (299 amino acids)
Biological process (GO): peptidyl-hypusine biosynthetic process
Molecular function (GO): deoxyhypusine monooxygenase activity
Source: RefSeq, a predicted model, not a curated record